This is a messenger RNA of Saprolegnia parasitica CBS 223.65, 603 nucleotides long. RefSeq lists its product as hypothetical. Bases 1 to 603 code for a protein of 200 amino acids. The record is from RefSeq and is a predicted model, not a curated record. Lineage: Eukaryota; Oomycota; Saprolegniomycetes; Saprolegniales; Saprolegniaceae. The transcript has 2 exons.
AUGGCGUUUAGCCUCGAGGCCCUUGACCCGAUUCCGAUCGUUGAUAUCCGCUACUGCCGGACGCAGCCGACAUCAAUUGUGAUUCCCAAGCGACUGUACAUGACGCACAUCGACUGCAGUCUAUGCACCGUAGACGGCGAGCCGUUUUUCCACUGGGACGGUCGCAAGACGGCGCUUAUGGACCACGCGACAUCGCCCACGGUCAUUGCCCACAUGUCCCGGAAGACGCACUCGCACAUCAACAUGCACAAAGUUUUCUUGGAGUCGCGCUUUAUGGCCAAGCACCAGAUCAUGCGCAUCCUUGUCGACUUCCCAGCGCUCUACCACCCAGCCGUCACGAGUGUCGUCGAGUCCAUCGACGGCGAACGAGUAUCGUUUCACGUGAAUGGCGAGUGGAGCGAACGCAGCGCCAUUCUUAGCAUGUCCCGCUCCCCGUUCGAGACACCGGUCGUUGUCGCCCGCAUUCGCAGCCACGGCGCCGCCGCCGCGCCCUUUAGCGAGUAUGUCGUUGACGUUGUGCCCGGCGUCGACGUUGCAGCCGUCAUGCUUGUCUGCAUUGCCAUCGAUCGUAUUGCUAGCGUGCUUCGAGGCGUCAUCUAUUAG